AUGGAAAAGCUGCUCUGUAACCUGCUGGUAAUUGGAAUGGCUGUUACCGUCUAUGCUUGCCCCAAAUACUGUGUGUGUCAAAACCUGUCUGAAUCAUUGGGAACGCUCUGCCCCUCCAAGGGUCUUCUCUUUGUCCCACCAAACAUAGACCGGCGGACAGUCGAAUUGCGGCUGGGAGGCAACUUCAUUCUAAGUAUAAAUCGACAGGAUUUUGGCAAUAUGACAGGCCUUGUUGACCUAACUCUAUCCAGGAAUACCAUUGAUUACAUCCAGCCCUAUUCCUUUGCUGAUCUGGAAAGCCUUCGGUCAUUGCACUUGGACAGCAACAGGUUGACCAGAAUUGGGAGUAAUGACUUCAGGGGCCUGCUGAACCUGCAGCACUUGAUACUAAACAACAACCAACUGAACAGCAUCUUAGAUGAAGCAUUUGAUGACUUCUUGCUGACUUUAGAAGAUUUGGACCUUUCCUAUAAUAACCUUGUGAGUCUCCCAUGGGAAGCUCUGGGUAAGAUGAUUAACCUACACACUCUCAGCUUGGAUCACAAUCUCAUUGACUACAUCCCCGAGGGAACCUUCACAGAUCUGCUGAAACUGGCCAGAUUGGACCUGGUUUCUAACAGGCUACAGAAGCUACCCCCUGACCCAAUCUUUGCAAGAUCAGAGACGUUCGUACUAUCAACCACCCCGUACUUUGCACCAUUGUCUCUAAGCAUUGGCGGAAACCCGCUGCACUGUAACUGUGAGCUCCUCUGGCUCCGAAGGCUUAGUCGUGAGGAUGACAUGGAAACCUGUGCUUCUCCAUCUCACCUGAAAGGAAGGUAUUUCUGGUACGUGCCGGAGGAAGAGUUUGUGUGUGAGCAACCACUCAUUACUCAGCACAGCCACAAGGUCCUUGUGUUGGAAGGUCAGACAGCCACAUUGAGAUGCAAGGCCAUUGGCGAUCCAAAGCCCGUCAUCCAUUGGGUAGCACCGGAUGACAGAAUCCUAGGCAAUUCCUCAAGGACUGUCAUCUAUGACAAUGGCACCUUGGACAUUCUAAUUACCACUUCGAAAGAUUAUGGGACCUUCACCUGCAUUGCAGCCAAUGCAGCCGGUGAAUCGACUGCUUCAAUAGAGCUGUCCAUUGUCCAGCUUCCUCACCUGAGCAAUGGCACAGGCCGGGCCGUACAGCCGGGCUCCAGGUUGUCUGAUAUCACAAGCUCUUCCAAAACAUACAGAGGAGAAACGAUGUCAAAACCAGAGAAAGUGGUCAAGGUGUACGAUGUGACUGCCAGCACUGCCUUGGUCAAGUGGUCAGUGGGCAGAUCUGCCCCAAAGGUUAAAAUGUACCAAUUUCAGUACAACAGCUCAACUGAUGAAGUCUUAGUUUACAGGAUGAUCCCUGCUUCGAAUAAAGCCUUUGUGGUGAAAAACUUAGUGCCCUCCUCGAAUUACGACCUUUGUGUCCUGGCCAUAUGGGACGACACAUUGACCACUCUGACCGCCACCAACGUGGUGGGCUGCGUCCGGUUCACGACCAGUGAGGAUUACACCCAGUGCAAGUCAUUCCACAGCCAGUUCCUGGGCGGGACCAUGAUCUUGAUCAUUGGGGGCAUCAUUGUGGCCUCUCUGUUGGUCUUUAUCAUCAUUCUGACGAUCAAGUACAAGCUGUGUAACGGUCAGGAGAAGUUACCCGACGUUAACAAUGUUUGCUCGCAGACCAACGGCGGGCAGCCUGUGCUGAACGGGAUCUUGCCCCAACUGAACCCUAAGGUGGUGGGGCGGGACGAGAUGUUGGAGUUCAACUGCGGGUCUAUCCACAGCAGCAUGUCCUCCUCCACCGGCUCGAGCCAGGACUGUGAGGACUGCUACAGCCUGAACAGCAACGCCAGCACCCUUUCCAAGAAAUGGAGGCACAGGUCCAAAUCCCGACACAACAUUGACCGCCUUAUGGGUGCGUUCGCCUCCCUCGACUUGAGAUGCCAGAGAAAGGAAGACAAUUGCGAGUCGAGAGCGUCCACGCUGGCUCACUAUUCAGACAAAGAGCCUCUGCUGGGCCACAGCGAGUCCAGACUGAAUAAGCUGCUCACCUUGCCCAUGGAGGUGAAGACGAAACGCAGCCAUUCCUUUGACAUGAGUGACUUUGCCACGACACCAUGCUACAACUACCCGAGGAGAAUAACAAACAUCUGGACUAGGAGAAGCCUGUCUGUGAAUGGGACGCUCUUGCAGUACGACGAGGAAGACCUCGAGAGUACAAAGGGGAUGUACUGUAGCUCGGAGUGGGUGAUGGAAAGCACGGUUUAAGGGUGUCACUGGUGGGACAUUACUGCAAAGCCCGCCAAGACCUGGUGUGAGGUGAGGAGAGGGCAUUGGGGUCUUAGAAAGCCUGGGCGACGCAUUACCAGAAAACGGGAUUGGACCUCCAAGGAGGUUCAGAAAAAGGAGGGAGAAAAUAGAAGUGCUCUGCCCAUCACCCUUUACUGUGGUCACCAUUUCCCAACAAGGCAGAUGAACCCGAUAAGCCGUGUUUUUGAUUUCAGCCAAACAGUGUCCAGGACGUAAAGGGACCCUCAUCAUUCUCACAGUCUGU
Callorhinchus milii (elephant shark) is the source of this 2572-nucleotide messenger RNA. RefSeq names its product leucine-rich repeat and fibronectin type-III domain-containing protein 2. The coding region runs from base 1 to 2286 and encodes 761 amino acids. The record is from RefSeq and is a predicted model, not a curated record. Lineage: Eukaryota; Metazoa; Chordata; Chondrichthyes; Chimaeriformes; Callorhinchidae. Gene Ontology annotation, molecular function: protein binding. Gene Ontology annotation, cellular component: cell surface; postsynaptic density membrane. The transcript has 2 exons.